AUGAACUACUGCGGUCGGCCUGCAGUUGAACUCAGAAGAAGGGAAGAGAGAAGUACAAGAGAAUCGAAAUGCAGCGAUAGCGAUCCAAGACUGGCAGCUGGCCUCGAUUAUGAUUGUGGAGAAGAGACAUUGUUUACCUUCCAUGAGAUACCAUUUAGUGCUAACAUCGUGCUUUUUGUGUCUUCGUGCUGGACUCUCGUAUUUAGCGUGGGAUGCUGUCUUCGAGUUCAUUUCGCAUAUCAUUGGAACGGUUAUCUUCACGUCAUAAUCCCAUUCUUUGGAUUGUUAGCUAUUCUCACUGCUAUUCUCGGAUAUUUUAUAAAACCAAAAUUCUCAAGGAAGUGUUUUUUGGCAUCUGGCAUUGCUUGGAUUCUCACGGUUCUUGCUGCAAUUGGAUUAAUUGUUCUUUCCGGGUUCGUAUAUGCACGUUUCAGAGAAAACAGAGCAAUUGAAGGAUUUCGUAGUUUCUUUCUUUACGGGAUUCUUUGGAUUUUCUUCACUGAUCUGCUUUGUUUGGUGACCGUCAUAAUCGACAGUUUUGCUGUUUUCGCAACAUAUAAGAUAUGGAAGUACAAAGGAGAAUUUGGAGCGUAA
Necator americanus (New World hookworm) is the source of this 594-nucleotide messenger RNA. RefSeq lists its product as uncharacterized. Lineage: Eukaryota; Metazoa; Nematoda; Chromadorea; Rhabditida; Ancylostomatidae. The coding region runs from base 1 to 594 and encodes 197 amino acids. The record is from RefSeq and is a predicted model, not a curated record. The transcript is spliced from 6 exons.